AAUGUUGCACAGACACUAGGGGAUGGUUUGAAUAUAUUUUGUAGAUAACCUUGGAAUUGAUUGACAUUUACUGAGGACUGAGAUCCACCCCACCUGAGGUCUAUCCUAUCCUCAAGUAUCCAAAACAAGGGGACGAACGUAACUAGUUUUCUGUUAGUUAUUCGAUUCAUCAAGGCAUUCCCCAAUUUUGUCUUACUGUGCAAGAUUUUUCUUACCAAUAAAAUCCAAAACAACGAAUAUACCCUUACACAGGAUUUAUGACGAACCUCUUAACACCACCCACAACACGAGAGGAUCGACGCCAUCACUAGCCCCACGUCGAAGUCACAGCUACGCCGACUCGUGGCCGUUUAGGAAGUUUUGUACGUGUGUUAGGCGUCGCCCACACCCCCCUGGGGACCACCCUCCCACUCCCGAAGCGGGCACGUCGAGUACGCUGAAGAACGACCCGUGAUUCCACGUAGUAUGGCCACGGUCAGGAGAGAUAGGUAAUUCCGACAGCCAGUCGGGCAGCAGCCCCUGUAUGUGCGUACACGGGCGGACAGACGCAUCGUGCAUACACCUACACGGCCACCUACACCAACAGCGGUCGCGGGUACGCCCUUCCCGAGCGAGAUGAGUAGGUACGCCGAGGCUCGAAGCCACCCCGUCACGGAGAACGCUUCGGGACUUCGCGCGACUCCCUCGGCGUCGUGUCGGAACGACCACCAGCCCCGUUGUCCGUCUGGGGAUGCUCGACUUUUGAUCAGCCGCGAAGGAUGGGCACAGGAGACAGAUUACUUGAUAUACUGUGUAAUGUAUGCGGUGAUCGUAGCUCCGGAAAACACUACGGCAUCUACAGUUGCGACGGUUGUUCAGGAUUUUUCAAGAGAAGCAUCCACAAUAGUCGGGAAUACAUUUGCAAGGCGCAGGGUGCUAUGAAAGGGCGCUGCCCCAUCGACAAGACACACAGGAACCAAUGCCGUGCUUGCCGUCUUGCUAAGUGUUUCGCAGCUAACAUGAACAGGGACGCAGUGCAACAUGAACGUGGCCCGAGGAAACCGAAGCCUCAUUCGAUGCACUCCGACAAACAGUCACCGAUUGGAUCACCUGUACACCGGCCUGGCUCCAGCUAUAUCCUAUCAUCUCACAGGAGAUUCAGAUGCGACCAGAGGUUCACACCUUACCCACGACCAGUGGGUCUGGUUCAGAAACCACCAGAGGACUCCCAGUCCCCUGUGCCACUGGCUCUGUCUCAUUCUCCUUCGACCACGACCCUCUACUCGGCGCCCCCGACCGUCGCCCUGGCACCGCAACCACCCCUUCUUCAGAUACUAAUGUCCGCCGAGAAGUGUCAGGAACUCGCAUGGAAUGCACGACUGCAACCGGAAUCCGAAUAUUCCCUGGAGCAAACAGAAACCAGUCACAAUUCGACGGGGACUUUGCAAAAUCUAACUCCCAUUCGGGAACUAUUACAGGAAACAACAGCUCGAUUACUGUUCAUGGCCGUGAGAUGGGUUCGCUCUCUGCCACCCUUUUUGGCGCUCUCGAAGAACGAUCAAUUGUUGCUACUGGAAAGAUCCUGGACGCAACUGUUCCUCCUUCAUCUCGCCCAGUGGUUCAUAUCCUGGAAUCCUCCUGGGCUACUGGAGGACGAACAAAUACGUGGAAGGCUACCGAAAGACGAAGCAUCGACGAAUCAAGAUUUAAUUACCAUCCAGUCCAUAAUAUGCCGUUUCAGGCAACUCGCCCCCGACGUCGGCGAAUGUGGAUGCAUGAAAGCAGUCGCCCUGUUCACUCCAGAGACGGAGGGUCUCCAGGCCGUCGAGUCGAUCAGGAUGUUACAAGACCAGGCCCAGUGCAUUUUGGGGGAUUACACGACGUCUCGUUAUCUUCAGCAACCAGGCAGAAGCGGGACGCUCAUGUACCUGGUCGGUUAUCUGAAAUCCGUCGCCUCAAAAACGGUCGAGCGUUUGUUUUUCCACGAGACCAUAGGCGAGAUUCCCAUCUCCCGUUUGUUGGUCGACAUGUGUCAGAUGUGAGAAGCCACGCGAACCCCUAACCAAACGGCGACGAGUAUUUCAUUGAAUUUCGCGCAGCUUUCCAAUGCUCUUUCGAUUUUCAACGAAACAUUAUGAAUUGGGAAAGUUUUGGAAGUCUGUGGCUGAAGACUGUAACUAUAGGUGUAUGAAAAAGAAUGAUCGAUCUCUUUGCGAUCGUCGUGGUCCCUUCGAGGCUACGCGAGCUGCAAUAUUGCUGGUUAGCACUCGCGACGCUUUAUUAGCGAUAUCAUUUGCAGUAGCACGACGUGUAAAUUACGUUUUAUAGAUACGCAGUUUUCGGAGAAACCACUGCCACAACGACUGUAAACGAUCAUUCGGUUGAACGAAGUCGUGUACGAGUAAUGUUUGUAAAGUACUUGAAAACAAUCGUUCGAUCUCUUUGUAUCAUCAGACUAUUUAUUGCGAAUAUUGAACAAUGCAUAUCAGAAUCUUUUCGCAUUUCUCAUCGUCGGUAGUAGUUUUCUUUACUUGUACAGUUUGUUUUGUAAAUAUGUAUGUUUUUUAGAGAGACUCAUACUUCGAAUUAGAGAAAUGGGAUGAAGAAACGAACGUUGUUUAAAUGUUAGAAUUCAUCGAGGAAGAACGUAUUCAGAUUGUGUUUAUUUUGUUGCAUAAUUGUGUAAGCAUUUUAUUUUUCGAGUUUCUUGUGUUUAAACGAAUGUUAUGAUCGAUGGAGGCCCCUGGAAUUAUACGUAGUAAGAACUGUACACUUUCUAUGGAAAAUACACAAAUGUAAAAGUUAAACACAUACUGAAAACCUCGAUUACUCAUACAAUUUGGAAAUGUAUAAAAUAUUUCAAUCCAUAGUUUUGUUUAUUUCUAAGUAUUCGAAUAAUCGAGGGUAUAUCAUUAUUAUUAAUAUGAAUCAAUUAAGUGUUUUAUUUGAAAAUUCUCAUAUUUUAGUUUCCAAAUGUCUAAAUGUGUUUCAAGCAUACAAUAGAAUAUUAUCUGUCUACGUCAAUGUCUUACAUAUCAACGUGAUCUCUUUCUUCUUCUUUUAUAGAUUACAUUAUCUAGGUGUUAUUAAUUGUAAUUUAACAACUACGCAUUGUACUCUAAGCUCCGAUAUAUGACAGCGUUUUAUUGUUUCACAGUUAUGUUUUAUACGUGAUUUUAUUUUAUGAUAACUAAUUACUAUUUGUUUAUUCGUAUGAUAUAGCAUUUGUUAUUGUAUUUGUUUCCAAGUCCCAGACAUCAAUGUACUUUUUGUAAAAUAACAGAUUUCUGUUUCGUAGGCCAGCUACUGUGUUUAUACAAUGGUAGCAAAGCAAUUGUUUAUACGAACUCGCGAAAGCAACGGACGAGCGAAACGAAAUUGUAAAAAGCAGUAAUUACAAUUAGUAUUAAUGGUGCUUUCCCUAUCUAAUCCUUCGUCAGUGUACAAAUUUGACAUUUCAUUCAUUAAAUUAGUUUUUAAACGAUGCAGUCCUUGUCAUAACUAUCAUCUCCAAUACAUGUAAGGUGUACAUAUUAAUAAUACUUUAAGACAUUGUUAAACUGUUAUUGUAAUAAAAAGAAAAGU
Messenger RNA from Hylaeus volcanicus, 3564 nucleotides. Its product is annotated as protein dissatisfaction-like. NCBI's taxonomy places the organism in Eukaryota, Metazoa, Arthropoda, Insecta, Hymenoptera, Colletidae. Bases 759 to 2021 code for a protein of 420 amino acids. Gene Ontology annotation, molecular function: zinc ion binding; nuclear receptor activity; RNA polymerase II cis-regulatory region sequence-specific DNA binding. Gene Ontology annotation, biological process: cell differentiation; anatomical structure development; regulation of transcription by RNA polymerase II. The transcript is spliced from 9 exons. The record is from RefSeq and is a predicted model, not a curated record.